AUGGUUCGAAAAAAAUCAGCUGCAUCGAAAGCGAAAUCAAGAAGAGAAUCUUAUAAACGACGACAAGAAGUUCAUUCAAAGAUUAGUCGUUCGUGGAGAAUAUUGAUUGUAACUGUAAAAGCGUUCAAAAAAUUUUUAAGUUUGAGACGUAGUAUUAGAAAUAUUUCAUUUGCACAUUCGUUUGCUCAAAAAUCGUUGAGUGCAUCAGAAAAUGAUUUAAUUGAUUUAAACUAUAUUAAUUAUAGAAAUAGCAAAGAUGUGAGAGAUACUCUACGUAAAAAAAUUCAAAUACAUAAAGAAAUUGAUGAUCAACAUGUAAUCAAAGAUAUUGUUAAAAAAGUUGUGUCAAGAGUUUGUCGUCUAGACAGCGAACGUAAAAGACAAUUGAAAAACAGACAGUGUCGAAAACAAAUAGAUUUUCGAAAUAAACUUAAAACACAAUCAAAGAUUACUAUGCUAAAUAAAUAUCAUAAUGAUUCAGAUUUUCGGAACAAACUGAUAACACAAUCAAAGAUUACUAUUUUAAAUAAAUAUCAUAAUAAUUCAAGUUUUCGAAAUGAAUAUAAAGCACGCAUGAAAACUGAAGUUUUAAAAAGAUAUUACACUAAUAAUUCGAUACGAUUGAAAAUGAUUCAAGAUGCAUUAAAUUGGUAUAGUAUUAAUAAUACAUUGACGAGAAAAAAGUCAAGACAACUUUAUAAUCAACGUAGACGUAUCUUAAAAAAGUAUAGUAUCAUUGAAAGUCAUAAAUGCACAUUAAAACACAACCACUUAUAUAUAGGUAAGUUGAAAGAGUUUCGAAACAUUAUUGAAGAAGGACCUGAUUAUAUUUGUAUUUCAUGCGGAAUAACAUUUUUUCGUAAUCAAGUAAUACCAUUUAUGAAAGACAAGUAUGUAAAACAAAAUAUGUCGUUUGAAAUGAGUGAAUAUAUUCCAUCUUACUUUAUUGAUGCAUCUUCAUCAGAACACAGAUGGAUUUGUAGAUUAUGUUCAUAUAAAAUAAAAAAACAACAAUUGCCAAGUCGAGCAUUAUUGAAUAAAUUAGAAGUUUGUCAAAUUCCACCUGAAUUAACAAAUUUAAAUAAUUUGGAAAAACAUUUAAUUUCUUUACGAUUACCAUUUAUGAAAAUUGUAAAUUUAACAUCAGGAAAAGUAUCAAGUAGAUUAGCACAAAAAGGUACUAAAGGACCACUUCAUUGUGUACCAUCAGAUGUGCAAGAUACUGUAACCACAUUGCCACGUCCAGUUGAUAAAUCUAUGAUGGUUCGAUUGCAAUUGAAACGACGAAUAAAAUAUAAAGCAGUGUGGGAAGAACAAUUAAUAAAUCCAAAUGACGUACGAGAUGCAUUAUUAAUUUUAAGAAAGAUGCAUCCAGGAUACAAAAAUAUAAAGAUAAAUGAAAUUGAUGAAAGUUAUCUUACUUCAGAUCAGAACAAUAAUUGUGAAAAUAAUACUAAUUCAGUGGUUGAAAUAAUGGAUAUUGAUAUUAUUGAAACAGAAAAUUCAAUUGAAGAAAAAGUAACAUCUGAUGAAAAUCAUUUGAAGUCAUUAGCAUUAGGCGAUAUUGAUAAUAAUAAUAAUAAUAGUGAUGAAGAAAUAGAUGAAGAUAAUAAUGAUAUCCGUACUAAAUAUAAUAUUGGUACAGAUUCAUGUACUCAACCAAGUGAUUAUAACGAUUUUCUUGUUUUUGAUAAAGAACCAUGUAUUAUAGCACCGGCAGAAAAAAAUAAAUUGAGUUCAUUGUUAACAGAUAAAACCAUUGAAGCAUUAGCUUUUCCUCAUUUAUUUCCAGACGGGAAAGGAUCAUUUGAUGAAGAUCGUGAAUCAAAUCUAAAAUGGAAAGAAUAUUGUAAAGCACGUUUAUUUUCAUCAGAUUCUCGGUUUGCUGCCGACUCAAGCUAUAUCUUUUAUCUACNACAAUCGAUUUUUCGUUUUUUACGAAACAUCGUUUUAUUUCCCGAACUCGAGAUUCGUGCUUCGCACCGCAUUUCGUAUUCGAGUCGAAUCUCGAAUACCAUCUAG
Molecule: messenger RNA, 2022 nt
Organism: Rotaria sp. Silwood2
Lineage: Eukaryota; Metazoa; Rotifera; Eurotatoria; Philodinida; Philodinidae
Source: the annotation of a GenBank genome assembly